GCGAAGGGCUAAUAUGUUGUAGUUGUUGUACAUUUCGCGGCCAAAGACAAUCGCGACAACUUAUAGGGAGGAAAUUGCCUUUCCUAUAAAUUUUCCUUAAAUUUGCGUUACGCAGUCGCGGAAUUUCCUCUAUAAAUAUUUGCGCUAAAACGUAACUGUAUAUCCCUGCCGUCGUAGAGGGUGUUUGCAAAGCACGCGGAUCACCAUUCCAUUCAUUUGCAGACCAUAUUUCUGUGUCAUGCGAUACAAUUCUCACAUUAAUUAAAGAUGAAUACGCAGGGAAACUCAAGUCCUCACCAAUUAAUUCUUGUAGUCGAAGGAACUGCAGCCCUCGGCCCAUACUGGUCUCUGUUGCGUUCCGAGUACAUUGAUAAGAUUAUCAGGUCCUUUUGUGGAAAUGAGCCGGGUAGUCAGAAGAGUUCUAGGCCAAACAUUCGAAUGGCACUUGUACAGUUCUACUGUCAUGGACCUCACAGUGUUGGUUCGGUGCAGCGGAGUGCAUGGACAACAAGUUUGGACACUUUCCAACAGUGGCUUUCAGAUAUCAAUUUCUGUGCUGGUGGCCUUGGGGAAGUUGCCAUAGCAGAAGGCCUUGCCGAAGCAUUAACGUUGCUUGCACCAAGCCAGACUGUGGCUCAGAUGACACAGGGGAUGGACAGCCAAAAUCACUGUGUGUUAGUUGCAGCAUCUAAUCCAUACCCUCUUGCAACUCCUGUUCCACGACCAUAUGGGCAUAAUCCAAGUCAGCAGAACACAAAUUCAGAAUUCCAACCACUGCAAUGGGUUGCAGAUGCAGAUACUGUUGCCAAGGCAUUUGUGCAGUACUCUGUUUCUCUCUCAGUAAUUGCACCCAAACAACUUCCCAAGCUAAAAUCAGUAUACAAUGCGGGCAAACACAAUCCAUCAGCAACAGAUUCAGUAAUGGAAAAUAUGAAAUAUUCACAACACUUGGUUGUCCUUUCUGAGAGUUUUAUGGAUGCAUAUUCUGCUCUAAGUUGCUCUGGAGCAACGUCAAUGAAUGCAAGCACAAAUUUGAUAAAGACCGAUUUACCAUCUGCACCUACACAUUCUGGUCCUCUACAACCGCAGACAACUGCUGUCAGACCUUCAUCAGGCCAAGCAGUGAACGGAGUCAUGACUGGAUAUCCACAGGCAACAAACAGAACAACUCUUCAAGGAACCGUGAAAAUGGAAGUUCCCUCCAGUGUGUCUCUGGCACCAGUACCUGGUUUGCCUCAUAUGACUCCCAGCUCGCUUUUACAUGGUACUUCACAAGGAGCUCCUGGUCAAUAUUCUUCAUCUACAGUUCUUUCCACUCAAGAUACAAAAGCAAACAUAGAUGUAACAGAUGGGCAAGAUUUCAAAUCAAUUGCUACCAAUGCAUCACAGCAACUUCGCACUACAACACCUUCCACCACAAAUGUAAACUUGUUGAAUAAUCUCUCACACUCACGUUUGCCUCCAGCUGCUUUGCCAGGAGCAAGUACUCUAGGGCUGCAAACAGGCAUUGUUCAAGUGGGCAUGCAAGCAUCUAGUUUGCUUGCUAAUGGAAUGAGCUCGACACCAAUAUCAACUUCUCAGAAUGUUCAAGUGACAGGACAGCCUGGAUUGACAUCUGCUGGCAUGGUUGGAGUUGGGCAGAUAGCUCCAAAUGUUUCACAAAAUUCAUUUGGUGCUGCUACAGUAAGCCUAGGUGCUGGACAACCAGUAUCUUCUGUUAAUUCUGGUAUUAAUGGCACACAGGGAACUGUUGGUAUGGGGCAAUCUGUUCCAGGGAUGGUCAAUGGAGGAAUGACCACAGGAUCUUUAAUAGGACAGAGUGGUGUGGGUAUGAGCCAAAAUGUACUGUCUGCUAUGGGACCUGCUAGCAUGAGUUCUGGUGCAGGAACAGUGGUCCCCAAACCUACUUUAAAUCAACCAGUUCAACUAGGAAAUUUACAAGCACUUGGAGGGGGUAACACUUCUACGGGUAAUCUUCAGUUACCAUCAACCGCCACUACUACUCAGCAGCCAGUGCCAGCAGCGAAAUACACAAAAGUUUGGGAAGGUAUGCUAGGAGGUCAAAGGCAAGGAAAGCCUGUUCCUAUUUGCAGGCUUGAGGCUUACAGGAAUAUUACUUCACCAGAAACGUUGUUCUUGAGGUAUAGACAAAAAUGGAGGGCCCUUUGUAGGUUCAAGAUUGGAAGACUUGCUGUAGAUUGGCCAACAUCGAUGCAAAUAAUCAGGCUUAUUUCCCAGGAGCAUAUUACCAACAAACAUUACCAAGGAAAAGCAGAAUACCUGAUCUUCAGACCAAUGACUCAACAUGGCUUCUUGGUGCAGCUUUCCGAAAAGAAGCUUUCUGCAGUGAUCCAACUGCCAAACCAGACACUGUUACUUUCUAGCUCUGAUAGACCAGGCCGAAUGAUUGGCAUGCUUUUUCCUGGGGACACUGUUGUUUUCAGGCCACAACUACCAAAUCAGUCACAUCUGCAACAGCAGCCCCAUCUACAACAGCAGCUACAGCAGCAACAGCAGCAGCUCCAGCAACAGCAGCUCCAGCAACAGCAGCAGCCACAUCUACAACAGCAGCUCCAGCAACAACAGCAGCAGCCACAUCUACAACAGCAGCAACAACAACAGCAGCUCCAGCAACUCCAGCAGCAGCAGCAGCAGCAGCAGCAGCAGCAACAACAACAGCAGCUCCAGCAACUCCAGCAGCAGCAACAGUUGCAGCAGCAGCAGCCACAAGGAAUGCCCUCAGCAAUUGGGCAAGCAUUUGCCCAAAGUCAGCUUCCCAAUCAAACCAGGCCACAAUUCAUAUCACAAGGCCAGUUCCAAGGUCAUGGUCCUGCAAGUAUGCCAGGAUCUGGUUACUUAACUUAAGCAGAGUUUUUAUGUGGAUUGAUUUGUAUGUAGUGUAAAACACACCAUGUAACAGUCUUGUAGAUUAGUAAAACUGCAAUGUACUGAGAUUUAGUAUUAUCUAUGGAUAUUAGUAAUGGAAUGUCUAGUUUCACAGGGACUUUUACCCCGCCCUUUGGGGCCAUCCUGAACAUUCUGGAUGUUUUGGGGAUGUCAAGUACUGAGAUUUAGUAUUAUCUAUGGAAAUUAUGUUUUUGGGUGGAUAUAACAUCCUUGAUACAUCGAUGGACCUCCCCCAUCUGCUAGGGACAUACUGGGAGCUUCUUAACAUCCUGAAUGCCAAUUGUUGUUUUUGCCAAAACAGAAAAUAUUUAGUAAAAUUGUUAAAAACAAAAAAAAAUUUGUAAUA
Cryptomeria japonica (Japanese cedar) is the source of this 3253-nucleotide messenger RNA. RefSeq names its product mediator of RNA polymerase II transcription subunit 25. The record is from RefSeq and is a predicted model, not a curated record. Bases 268 to 2865 code for a protein of 865 amino acids. The transcript is spliced from 16 exons. Gene Ontology annotation, biological process: positive regulation of transcription by RNA polymerase II. Gene Ontology annotation, cellular component: mediator complex; transcription regulator complex. NCBI's taxonomy places the organism in Eukaryota, Viridiplantae, Streptophyta, Pinopsida, Cupressales, Cupressaceae.